AUGAAAUCCGGUACUACGCCGGCGAAUGGAGCAGAGGCGUCUGUCGAAGGGCUAUUGGUACUGGUGAUCGAUACUAACCCUACGCACUGGUUCGCACAGGGAAAUGAAGCAGACGACCGUGGUAAUUUUCAGCAGCUAAUCUCCAGCACCCUAGUGUUUGUAAACUCGUAUCUGCUUCUCCACCGCAGCAAUCGCAUCGUGAUCAUCGCCGCCCAUGCCGGUAAAAGCGCCAUGUUGUAUCCAAAUCCAGCGCACGACGAUACUUCUGGAAGUGCGGAGCAGGCUGCCAAGGUUAAUGCAGUUGUCAUGCAGCGUUUGCAGGAGCUGAGUGACACUCCGAUGGACUGUGCCAAGCCCAACCGAACGGCUAUUGCUGCGUCACUAUCACGGGCCCUAUGCUUCAUUAAUCGUGCUAUGAAUGAGGAGCCGGAUCUACGACCACGUAUCUUGGUCGUUCAAAAGUCCCCUGAUGUGUCGGAGCACUACAUUGCUAUCAUGAAUGGUAUCUUCUCGGCCCAGAAGAAGAACGUUGCAGUGGACGCAUGUAUUCUCGCGUCGGAGCAGUCCUCGUUCAUGCAGCAGGCUGCGUAUCUGACGGGUGGUAUCUACUACAAACCCAACGACCACAGUGGCUUGCUACAGUAUCUGAUCUCAAUCUACUUGCCCGAUCCGUCCAUGCGUAAAUUGCUGAAGCUUCCAUCGCAAGACUCCGUUGAUUUUCGUGCAAUGUGUUUUUGCCAUCGAGAAGUGAUUUCAACAGCGUUUGUCUGCCCAGUGUGUCUGUCAUUAUUUUGCAAAUUCCGACCCAUUUGCUCGACUUGUGGCAUCCGAAGUCACAUCGAGCCGAUGGGGACGAAAAAAGGCAAAAAACACUCGCGUAUGGAAUAA
This is a messenger RNA of Peronospora farinosa, 888 nucleotides long. The record is from the annotation of a GenBank genome assembly. Lineage: Eukaryota; Oomycota; Peronosporomycetes; Peronosporales; Peronosporaceae.